AUGUUUGCUGCCACGCAAAUAGAACUGGAUGGAAUGAGUGAUGAUAAACCCAUUCACCUCAACGGACUGUCCCGGGAGACAUUUGAGCUGUUUCUUGAACAUACCUUUGAAAGGUAUGUCAAUACGUUGUUCAUGCUUCUUACUAUUAAUGUUUGUAGAAUGCGCACUGGCUCUUAUACCACCAACGAGCUCUCAAGAUUCCUUCACUUUUGUGACAUGUAUCAAUGCCGCUGCCAUACACGAGAUUUUGUUGUGCACCAUAUAUUUACUGCAUGUUUCCACUUCCACCCGGCUCAAUUGGUUAACAUGGCCAUCAAAUACCACAUCCGCUCCAUCUUUCCUUUCGCAUUCCAACUGGCAGAAACACCAAUUUCAGAAAUCACACACACACACCGGGAGCUAAUGGGAAAUGAAGUAUUUUUGAAUGUUGUUUAUGUUCAAGUGGCACUUGAUCAUCAUCAUUGGAUUGUAGCUGCAGAGGAGCUGAAGAUCUUGAUGCACUUGAAUGAUUGUCAAGACCCAGCGGGUUGCAAUGAGGAUUGGCAUAGUAUUUGGUGGAAUGGAAUGAGCCACUUCCUUCUCAAUGGCAGGAAUCUACAACCAUAUAGUGAUGCUGUCAAGUGCUUCAAGGAAUUGAAGUUUGGACAGGUUAGUGAGGGUUGCAAAGAGCUGAUGUUCAAGCUCCUGGAUCAAGGAGCUGCCUUUCAUCACGCUGAACAUUUUAUUUCUGAAGCUUGUCACCUUCUAGUCGAAAAAUGA
This is a messenger RNA of Suillus discolor, 759 nucleotides long. RefSeq lists its product as uncharacterized. The coding region runs from base 1 to 759 and encodes 252 amino acids. The transcript has a single exon. Lineage: Eukaryota; Fungi; Basidiomycota; Agaricomycetes; Boletales; Suillaceae. The record is from RefSeq and is a predicted model, not a curated record.